AUGCGCCUGCUGACGUCCGUUUUCUGCAUCUCUGCUGCGCUCUACGCAGAGGUCGCCUCUGCGCAGUCGCCUGUUGCCUGGGGCUUGCGCCGCUUCACCAGCCUGGUCACCUUUGGCAACAGCUACACCGACGAAUCGCGGUUCGGCUACUUUGCCAGUCACAACGGUUCUGCGCCGCCAGUGGGAUGGGUUGAUCCGGAGAACAACAACACCGCGUCGGGCGGCUACACCUGGGCGCGCUACGUCGCCAACUCCACCGGGGCCAACCUCUACGACUACGCCGUCAGCGGCGCCGUAUGCUCCAACUACGUCACGCCGCGGACCGCCGCGGCCAUUAACGCGGACUAUCCGUCUGUGCUGGAGUACGAGGUGCCGGCCUACAUCGCCGACAGCCACUACAUCACCCCCAACGGGACCAAAUUCCUCAACAUCCCGCCCGAGGAGACCGUCUACUCGAUCUGGAUCGGCACCAACGACCUCGGCGAGGCUGCCUUCCUGACAGACUCCCAGGUCGCCGGCAAGACGAUCCCGGACUACAUCGAGUGCGUGUACAGCGCCCUCGACCGCGUGUACGCCAACGGCGCGCGGUACUUUGUGCUCAUGAACAUCGCCCCCUUGCAGCUGACACCGCUGUAUGCCACCCCCGAGAACGGCGGCGUGCCCGCCAGCUACUCCUGGCCUGGGAAACCCAGCAACCUGACAGAGGUCAGCUAUCGGAUGUGGGAGCAGGUGGUGCUGGUGAACGACGUGUACAAGUACCAGACACCGUACGAGCUGUUGGUUGCGAAGCGGUAUCCAGGAGCGCACUUUGCCAUCUUCGACACGUACAGCCUGAUUUUCGACAUCUACUACCACCCUGACGAAUACCUGGCCCCUCCGGCCAACGUUACCGGGUAUAUCAACCACUGCGACAGCACGGGCAACAACUGCCAGAGAGAGCCGAAUGAGGAUUCGUUCCUCUGGUUUGACCCGCUGCACCCUUCGGAACGGACGGACCAGAUCAUCGCGAAGAAUUUCGUCGACGUCGUCAAGGGGGUCAGCAAGUACGCGACGUACUGGGGGUGA
Messenger RNA from Rasamsonia emersonii CBS 393.64, 1065 nucleotides. Its product is annotated as GDSL lipase/acylhydrolase. Bases 1 to 1065 code for a protein of 354 amino acids. The transcript has 3 exons. Gene Ontology annotation, molecular function: hydrolase activity, acting on ester bonds. NCBI's taxonomy places the organism in Eukaryota, Fungi, Ascomycota, Eurotiomycetes, Eurotiales, Trichocomaceae. The record is from RefSeq and is a predicted model, not a curated record.